AUGUUCAUUGUUUUACAAAAAGUAGUUGUAUUUGGAGAAGAUAAAUGGUACUCAUGUUUUCGUAUUUGUAGCAGAAUUGAUCCAACUGAUACGGGUUGUUUUCAGGACGAUGACAAAUAUAACAGCCGACAUCGAGCACGCUCACGUUCUCGUUCUGGUAGUCGAAGUAGACAUAAGUCUCGGAAAAGAUCUAGGAGUGAUAGCGAACGAAGUAUUGUCAAAAAGUCAUACUAUCGUUCAUCAAGUAGAAGUAGUGCAUCAAGUCGAAGUAGUAGCAGUUCAUCUUCCGAUAGCAGUUUCUCAAAUCACUCUGGAAGCCAUACACGAAAAGCAUUCAGAUCUCAGUCACCUAGCAGAGAUCGAGAUUCAGAAGAAGACAGUGAUGAACAGAAGGAACGAAGAGCUUUGCGUAAACAAAUUCGUGAAAAAGAAAUAGCUUAUGCUGAUAGGUUGCGUAAAUGGGAAGCCCGUGAAAGAAGGCAGGCGAAAUUAUAUGAGCGGGAUGAACAACGGGAGAAACAACGUAAGCGCGAUAUGCAAAAAGAAGCAAAAAAAUUGAAGCAUUUCCUAGAAGAUUAUGAUGAUGAACGCAUGGAUCAGAAAUAUUACAAAAGUUCUUCGUUGUUUCAACGUCGACGUGAUUUUGAACGUGAGCGUGAGGCAGAUGCUAAAGAUCGGCAACGUGAACUACAAGAAAUUGAGGAGCUUAAGAAACAAAUUUUGGCUGAAAAUGCGAAUGUUGAAAAUCCGGACGAGGAAGCCAGGAAACGGCAUGAGGAACAGGAAGAAGCUCUAUUACGGAAACUACGGGCAGAUUCUGGAAGUCCAAAUCCACAUCGUCCUUUGGGUCAGAAACCGUUGCCAUCUGAACCAGAAAAAGAUGAGGAAAGUGAAGAAUCUGAAAGCGAUUCUGAAAGUGAAGGAAGUGCUGAGGAAGCUAUCAAACCGGAGAAACCUGAGAAGCGGAGUAGCUGGAAAGCUGUGGCAUCCGAAGGUACCCCCGUUGCGAAUUCACCAGUAGUGAGCGCCCCAUCACCUUCCUUAAUGUCAUCAUCGCUUGCAAGUCCAGCAAUUGUGCGUACCGAUGUUAUCACACCUGCACGGCCGUCAACAAGUUCACAUCUGAAUGGAGUAUUCGGUUUUGAAGAAAAUGACGACGACGCAGCAUUUCGGAAGAAGAAAUUGAAACCAUUUGAAAUAACUGAAGAGGAUCGUAUUCAAGCGAUGACGUCAGAAGAGCGUAAACAGAUGAUCAAGGAUUUAAUAGAUCGCAUUCCAACUGCUAAAAAUGAUUUGUUUGCUUUUCCAAUCAAUUGGAACUAUGUCGAUAAGUCUCUCGUUGAGCAAAGAGUUAAACCGUGGGUUUCGAAAAAAAUAACGGAUUAUAUUGGAGAAGAGGAAGCUUCAUUAGUUGAUUUUGUUUGUGAAAAAGUAACAUCGAAGACUGAUCCACAAAAAAUCCUUUCUGACAUUGCUAUGGUUUUGGAUGAUGAGGCAGAAGUGUUCGUUGUAAAAAUGUGGAGAUUGCUGAUUUAUGAAUCGGAAGCAAAGAAAUUAGGUCUAUCAAGGAAAGCAUAA
Cercopithifilaria johnstoni is the source of this 1578-nucleotide messenger RNA. The record is from the annotation of a GenBank genome assembly. NCBI's taxonomy places the organism in Eukaryota, Metazoa, Nematoda, Chromadorea, Rhabditida, Onchocercidae.